UGUGAGAGAAAGGAACACUUACUGACAGCAAAUGAAGCAAAACCUACAGAAUCAGCCAGUGCACACCAGCCAGACAGACAUGCCUGAAUUCAUGCUCCCCCAGAACACAUCAACGAAGCAGAAAGACAUCACUAACUGUGCUACCACUGGAACUCAAGUGACUGAGAAAAGGAAAGCAAAGUAUCUAGCCAAGGACCUCAAGACUCGUCUGUUUUCCAUAUUGCUGAACUCUGAAUCUCAACAUCCAGCAAUAAGUUUUCUAUCCAACAUGUCAGGAAAACUGGACCUGUCCAUGGGCCUCACUCUUGAAGAGGCAACACAAUGGUCCAAGUCUUUGGACAUUCUCCUUGCUGAUCCAUGCGGUCUUGCAGCAUUCAGGGCAUUCCUCAAGUCAGAGUUCAGUGAGGAGAACAUUGAUUUCUGGCUGGUCUGUGAGGACUACAAGAAAACCAAAUCUACAGAUAAACUGGGUUCCAAGGCACAACAUAUUUACAGAGAAUUCAUUCGAAGUGAUGCCCCAAAACAAGUCAACAUUGAUGGUAAUAUGAGAGAUUUGCUCAGCAGGAGUGUUCUACUGCCAACUCCUGGUUGCUUUGAGGGGGCCCAGAGAAUUAUCUUCGGUUUGAUGGAGAAAGACUCCUACCCCAGGUUUCUAAAAUCGGAUGCCUACGCAAACCUGAUAAACAAAAUACAAGCCAGCAACAGCAACAGUUAAAUGAAGAGUUUUCUCCAACAAUAAGAUGAUGAGAAUGAUGAUGAAGGCCAAGUCUGUAUUUCUGAUAUUUGCAUGCACCACAGCCCUGCAUAGAACUAGAGAGAUGAAAUCUGCCAGGAAACAUGAAAAGAAUACUGAAAUUCAAUAUAAACUCAUUCAGAAGAAGGGCAAGGAGUACUGCCCAGCUUCAAGGACAAACACAUUUCCACAUGCUGUGCCAUUUGCGUAUCAUUGCAAGGCUUCUCACCAAAACCAGAACCAUUUUUAUUUCCUUCACAAGAAGAAUUACAAGGAGAACUUGCAACAAAUUUGAUUCGGUAGAGGGACAGUGAAAUAUGAACUAAUCUUCCUCACUCAUGUUUUACGAUGAACUGGAAGAUUUUUUUUUGACUGUUGCAUGCAAGCCAUGUGGAACAGUUUUAGCCUGGAUUGCUUUGCACUAUGCUCCAUGACAAAUUACAUAAUGUUCUGAUACAGAAAUAAGGAGCUGUGGUGAUUAAAGUAUUUAUUUAUUAUUGCUUUUUUUCUAAUUUUAAAUGAAUAGUUCUGAGCAAUGACAUAAGAUCACAGCUUCUUUUAAAAUAUGUAUCUUUCAAUAAUGGUAGGAUAUGUCCUCAGAUCAUUACAAGCAUUUAGGCCACUUGUUAGGUGAGAGCUUUUUACCAGGAAGGUAAGUGUGGGAAAGCUGAGAGCAGACAAUGCAACAAAUAUCUGCACUAUUACCACACUAAGUACAACCUGCAAGAUAUUUUCUUCAGGGACAAUCCUGACCCAUUCUUAGAGUCAAUAUGAGUGAAAAGUUAUUGUAAUACCUUUACUGAAACUGAAUUAUAGUCUCUUACCCAUAGAGCUUCCAUUUAUGAAACAUUUUAUGAAAAAUAUCUUUGAUAGAGUCAUCAAAGCAGUAAAAUGCCACAGGAUGUCAAGAGAGUAUAAUUAGAGCAACCCUACUGAUCCAAUAAAGGACAGGUGACCAAACAAUUGUUCAACGGGACUUAUACCCACCCACCUGUCUGCCUUCUAUACUUUUGAAUGAUUUCCCACCGACAAGUGUAUUAGUCAUUUGGUGAUGUCACCUGCAGCACAGAGCAUUAUGAUGAGGAAAUAGUGAAUAGUUUGAAAGCUGAAUAUUGUUUUAUGUUAACAAAAUAUGCUUUUGGAUCACAUAAUUUGUCUGGCAAGGAAAUUAUAAUCACCAAUUUUCCGGCAACAUUAUCAAAGAUUAUUUUAUUUGAAUUGGCUAUACAAAAUCUGAUAGAUCCUGACAUUUUAUUCAUUCUGACUAGUGAUGCUAAUGAAAGGGCAAUAAAACAUUUCCUGCUGCAAUUAAACUGCCAGGAGAAUUCAUGUUUUUUUUAGCUUGAUUGCAUUAUUAUGCAGCAUAGUAUAUUGUUCAGUCAGAGAAUAGAGUGUAGCCAUUUGCUCAAGGCCUUUGAUGUGUUCAGGUAAUGUUACAAACAACGCAGUGGCUUUAUAUAACUUGGGCCCUUCCUUUCCUGAUUAGUCAGCACAUUAUCUCUGUAAAAUAUUCACACUGAAGCAUGAAUGAGUACCAAAUACUCACAAGCCUUGAACUGAGUAAACAGUUAUGAGAAAAACCGUCAAUGAAAGUGAUAUAGUGACAAUAAAUGAUGUUUAUAAUAUA
This is a messenger RNA of Pristis pectinata (smalltooth sawfish), 2360 nucleotides long. Its product is annotated as regulator of G-protein signaling 21-like. The record is from RefSeq and is a predicted model, not a curated record. Bases 32 to 715 code for a protein of 227 amino acids. NCBI's taxonomy places the organism in Eukaryota, Metazoa, Chordata, Chondrichthyes, Rhinopristiformes, Pristidae. The transcript is spliced from 5 exons.